Messenger RNA from Bombyx mori (domestic silkworm), 1163 nucleotides. RefSeq names its product N-methyl-L-tryptophan oxidase-like. The record is from RefSeq and is a predicted model, not a curated record. Gene Ontology annotation, molecular function: flavin adenine dinucleotide binding; sarcosine oxidase activity. Gene Ontology annotation, cellular component: cytosol. The transcript has a single exon. Bases 1 to 1110 code for a protein of 369 amino acids. Lineage: Eukaryota; Metazoa; Arthropoda; Insecta; Lepidoptera; Bombycidae.
AUGCACUAUGACCUGAUCAUUGUGGGCAGCGGAUCCGUUGGUUCGUCUGCCGGCUAUUACGCCUCCAGAUCUGGGUUGAAGGUGCUGAUGCUGGACGAGCACACGCCUCCGCACAGCUCUGGGAGCCACCACGGAGCGACCAGGCUGGUGCGGUGCGCUUACGGCGAAGGCACCAGAUACAUUCCGCUCUUGAUACGAGCCAGAGAACUCUGGAAGGAGCUGAAUGAAUUGACAAAGACAAACAUUUACGAGAAGUGUGGAGUUUUGAACACGGGUCUAGGGGAUUCGAGUUUUAUUGAUAACGCUCGCAGAAGCGCUGAGAUCUACGGAUUGGAGAUUGAGAAUAUGACGGCUGAGGAUAUAAAGAAACGUUGGAACGGCAUUCAGGUUCCCGGGGAUUACGUCGGGGUCUUUGAGCCGGACGCGGGAUUCUUGAGAUCGGAGUUAGCUGUAAAUGCUUACGUCAAGCUAUCAAAGGAAGCUGGGGCUCAUCAAAUAUUCGACUGCAAAGUCUCGUCCGUGACACCGACUGAAAAUGAAGUUGUUGUCGAAACUGAAAAAGGCAUUUUCAAGGGUCGUAAGGCACUUGUCUCGGCAGGAACGUGGGUUAAGGACUUACUACCCAAUCUGCCUAUAUCGCCUGUGAGAAAAGUUUUGACGUGGUACGCUUCGGACCCGUGUUACAAAAAUAUACCAGGUUUUUUGGUAAACUUGGAGCAGGAUUUCUUUUACGGUUUCCCGGCAGAUGAAAACGGCUUUAAAAUUGCGAAGCACAGCGGAGGUCAAAAUAUCAGUUCGAGGGACGAAUUGACCCCAUUUGGGAGUCGCGAAGGAGACAGAACUGAGACGCUGAAUUUUAUAACGAACUUCUUGCCGAACACUGGCGGGAUUUUGGAGGGCAAGACUUGCAGCUACGACAUGAGUCCGGACGAAGACUUCAUCAUCGACACCCUGCCUGGUUCGGAGAACGUUAUGCUAGUGACCGGUCUGAGCGGCCACGGUUUUAAAUUUACAAGUGUGCUCGGCGAAAUCGCUGCGUUCUUUGCUGGGGACAAAAAACCGGGUUUUGAUAUCAGACCGUUUGCGUUGAAUAGAUUUAAUCAUAUGUAAAUUUUGUUUGGCGUGGUUUAAUGAAUGAUAAUAAUAAGAUUACGUUUUGUCAA